AUGUGGUCGAGCCGUUCGAUGCUGGCGCUUAUGUUGGGCUUAGUGCUGUCGCCGGUGUACCGUGGCGUCGCCGCCAGUGGGCGUCUGAACGAUGAGUUUGUCUGGGGAUUUCUUGACGACAGCAGCCAGCGCGUCUGCCACUCGCAGUCCGUCAUCGUCCCGCCGACCUGGGAGGCAUUUUUCGCGCUCUUUCGUCCGGUCACACGGCUGGUUACCUUCACGCCGCCAGGUAUUGCAUUACUGUGCUUCCAGCCGGGCCAGUCGGUGCGCUACAUCCGUGUCUGGACCGAUGCGCCGUGGUACCGGUUUCGUGCCGAGCUGGUGCUUGGUGGCGUCGGCACGAAGGCACCCAUCCCGACGGUGAUCCAGCUGAGCCGCCACUGGAUGCUGUUUGCGAAUGUCGUGAUUUACUGCUCGACUUCCUAG
Messenger RNA from Anopheles bellator, 426 nucleotides. RefSeq lists its product as uncharacterized. The record is from RefSeq and is a predicted model, not a curated record. The transcript is spliced from 2 exons. Lineage: Eukaryota; Metazoa; Arthropoda; Insecta; Diptera; Culicidae. Bases 1 to 426 code for a protein of 141 amino acids.